Hemiscyllium ocellatum (epaulette shark) is the source of this 4389-nucleotide messenger RNA. RefSeq names its product DCN1, defective in cullin neddylation 1, domain containing 4 (S. cerevisiae) (gene dcun1d4). Gene Ontology annotation, biological process: positive regulation of ubiquitin-protein transferase activity; protein neddylation. Gene Ontology annotation, cellular component: ubiquitin ligase complex. The coding region runs from base 67 to 945 and encodes 292 amino acids. The record is from RefSeq and is a predicted model, not a curated record. Gene Ontology annotation, molecular function: cullin family protein binding; ubiquitin conjugating enzyme binding; ubiquitin-like protein binding. The transcript has 11 exons. Lineage: Eukaryota; Metazoa; Chordata; Chondrichthyes; Orectolobiformes; Hemiscylliidae.
GGCUGGUUUCACCGGCACGAGCGGGAGCGGUUGUCCGGCGCGUUCUAAACCAUCCUCGCCCUGAAAAUGCACGCGGAUGCAGUCAAUUUUCCGCUAACUUCUCACCUGUCUACACUGGCCAAUAUUCACAAGAUUUACCACACCUUAAACAAACUGAAUUUGACAGAAGACGUUGGCCAAGACGAUCAGCAAUCAGGAAAUCUUCGAUCUUGCAGUUGCCCCUCCGACUGCUGUAACAAGGGAAUGCCACCCAGGAAAAAGAGGAGACCGACGGUUGCAGAUGAUCUGACAGCUAAAAAAAGCAGGCAUGAUGGCACCAUGUACAAGAAGCAAGACUCAAACAGGAUGAAGCCUGAAGAGGAGGGGUUCUCCACUAAGCGAUGCUUGGAGUGGUUCUAUGAGUAUGCAGGUAGUGAUGAUGUUAUAGGCCCUGAAGACAUGGAGAAAUUCUGUGAAGAUAUUGGAGUUGAACCUGAAAAUGUGGUAAUGUUAGUGCUUGCCUGGAAGUUGGAUGCCCAGAGCAUGGGUUACUUCACUCUACAAGAAUGGUUGAAGGGAAUGACCUUAUUACAAUGUGACACAACCGAGAAACUGAGAAAUUCAUUAGAUUACUUGAGAUCAUUGUUGAAUGAACCCACAAAUUUUAAACUUGUGUACAGAUACGCCUUUGAUUUUGCACGGGAAAAAGACCAGCGUAGUUUGGAGAUUAGCACUGCUAAAUGCAUGUUGGGACUACUUCUAGGAAAAACCUGGCCACUUUUUCCAGCCUUCCAUCAGUUCCUUGAGCAAUCUAAGUAUAAAGUGAUCAACAAGGACCAGUGGUGCAAUGUGCUCGAAUUUAGCAGAACAAUUAACCUUGAUCUUAGCAACUAUGAUGAAGAUGGGGCUUGGCCAGUCUUAUUGGAUGAAUUUGUGGAAUGGUUUAAAGACAGACAGAUGUCCUAGCACUUAUGAUUCAGAAACAGCAGUACAACAUCCAUUUCAACAUUAGCCAUAAAAAAAACCUAGGAAAACAGAUUUGGAAUGCAUUUUGUUUUUGUCUCUCCCCUCCACCCCCCCUUUCAAAUCCCACCCAAAAAAAAUUGAGUUGCUGAAAGCAUUAAAUAUCUACAAGCACUGUGCUACAAACAUUGAAGUCUGGUAUCAGAAUUUCUUCCGAGCUUGCUUUGCUUUUUUUUUAAUAGGACAACAAUUAUGGUACCACAGGCCACAAUGUGAUAUCUUGCUGUUGACAUUGUGAAUUCUAUGUUGUAAGCUGUUUCAUGCAGAAACCUCCAUUUUCCGAGGGAUUGUGAAUCACAAUGAAAAAUGUAUUAAAUGGUUAAAAGUCUUAGAUGAAUGUUUGUUGAAAAGAUUUCUUAAUCUUAUGUAUGUAUGCGAGUAAAACUGUUCUGUAUAACUUACCUGAUGAAAUGCAAUUAGGUUUUUUUAAGUGUAAACUGUUGGGCAAUAGUAUAACUUUGUUUUGAUUCACUGCACCUAGCUGUUAUCUGUUGAAAUGACUAAUGCACCACGUGGGUUGUAACCCUAAUUUUUGCAUUGUAUUUUCUGGCUAAUCAGCAUUUUUUUUUUGUUUUGCUUUUGUGUAACUAGCAACUAGCUAUAAACAUUAAAUUGUCCUUUAAGUGGACACAUAGUUUAAUAAUGUUACCAAGUUUUGCACGUUCUAAGAUAAAUAGAAUAUUUGAAUGUCUGUUGUGGAGAUCAACUAGUAUUCAGAUAUGUGUUUAAAAUCAUGUGUAUGUUUUUUUUCAUAGUAUCACUUACUGAUAAGGAAAGUGCUGACAUAUUCUUAUCAGACUGUUUAAGUCUGGUGUUACAAGUCAACUGAACUAAUGUAACUUAGCUGGCUUGACUUUGAUCAAGAUAUUGGAUUAAGAUCAAGUAUCCUGUAUUAUAGUAUGACAAUGCUAUUAAAGGUACCUUUUGACCAUGUCAGUAAGUGGAAGUCUGUAUCUAAAGCAAAUGAAUCUUCAACUGUUGCAUUUUUCUACUGUUUUAGACAAAUUAGGCAAUACCACGGUCUUUUGCAGAUCUCCCUGUACAUGAGUGACAUCUGGGCACUUUACAUAUACCAAUAUAACUUAAUUAUAUGCCCCAGUUUCUGAUUUUCAUUAAUGUGAUUCAUAAAUUCCCAUUAAUUUAUAAUCAAACUUUUAUCUGAAAUGAUAUUUCAGUGAGAACAAGUUAUCUUUUAUUUUUGACCGUAAGAUACAUUCAAUAAUACUGGAAAUCACAUACAAUUAAGGUGGGUAUAAUUUAAAGUUGAUCUAUAUAAGAAACAACGAUUCCAAUGUAAGCUUUCUUUAUUAACACUUGGAAAUUGUACCCUGCUAAAAUACAAGCUAUGGAUAAGGCCGUUUGGGUAUAGCAGUACAUUUAUUUUCAGUAUGGCAUUAGCAAGAUAAUAUUGUCCAUUGCACUUUCAUUAUUUUAAACCCCUGCUGUACAGGCAGUACAUGGUAUUGCUGAUUCAUGUCCUCAUUACUCACUUCUUGCUGAUCUAGUUUAACAUUAGUUAUUUUUUAGCCACGUGAAGAGGACAGUAUUUCAUAAUUGCUGUGAAAACAUCUUUUUUAUGAUUUAAAACUCAUGGAAUUGUUUAUUGAAAUGUGGUCUUUAUGGAACUUUUUAAAAUCCUCUGCAUAAUUAUUGCAUCUUUUUUUCUGACAAAGGAACAAAAUAUUUUAUUUACUGUUCGAUGUCUGUAAUAUCAAUCAUAAAUUCAUCAUCCUCUGCAUUUCCAAUAAGCUGCUUGUUUCAAAAUCUAUUUUAAGCACUUUUGUUUCAACAUGGAAAAUGAAAAUUUUCCUUUCUUCCCAAUUUGCCUUCUGCUCCUUUCCAUUACAUUGAUGCACUUUGCAUAUGUUUUUAUAUUUUUCAACAGUCUUUCAUUCCAACACUGGACCUGAAUUUCAACCAAUCAUCCACUGCAUUGGAAUAUGAUAUUAUUGAUGUAUUUUAAUUUGACUGUUCAGUGAGAGUAUGUUGAAGAUUAAUCAAGACCAUUCCCAUGUUUUUGCUAAUUUUAGUCUUGAGCUUUUUUGAAAAGCCAUCUCAGUUGCUUGUUUGCAUUUGUUCCCUACUGUUCCUUUUUGUGUAUUUAAAAAAGACUAGUAGUUUAGUCGUUCAAGGUUGUUCAAAUGAUAUACAUUUCUGGACAGCAGGUACUCGACUUUAAUACUAUAGUUAAAUUUGCUUUGACUUGAUUUUUAUAUUCUGCUUUGGUAAAAAUUGACAUGAUUUUUAUUUUAAAUUUGAAGCUUUCUGGUGGAAUGUUUGCACAAUGAUGAGUACAUAAAGACAAUAGUCCCACCUGUGGCACUUUGUUGUGAAUGGUGUUGGAUAGCUUGUGUUUUAUUCACGUUCAGCAAUUGCAGACUUGAAAACCCCUUAACUCAUCUUCCACAAGACCCAUCUGAAUACAUUUAUGGUGUGUUUGGAUUUUUUUUGCAUAUAAUGUUGAGUUUAAAAUAUUCAGAAAUGUUUAUUUUGAUCAAUUAGACAAAUUGGAUAUUGCUUAUGCCCACCCAGGAACAGUAAAACAUUUGGAAACCUGCACUUUAUGGGACCAAAUAUAGGAGGAUUCCACAAUUGUAUAAAUAAGAACCUCUGAAUUACUACUACUACUAAAUACAGAUGAAUGGUUUCCUACAUCUGUGUUCCUGUUUCACUGUCAUUGACAAAGUAUCAGGUAAUUUAUAAUGUUCACUUGUAAAUGAGAUCUGCUUGCUCAUGAUUGAAGUGGUAUCUAUGUUAUUAUGUAGAUAAUCAUAGUUCCACUAAUAUGCUAUGGGUUUUAAUAAUCUUUACAAAUUCAUUGAAUAUCACUUGUAGUAACUCUUGUGUAAACCCAGAGCAUGCACCCUUUAUAUGGCUUCCUGAAACUAUUUUAGAAAGAUGCUUCUGUUUUGAUUUGAAAAUACAGCAGUUUUCAAUUAAUUCCCCAGUUACUCCAUAUUAAAAAUGAAAAACUAAACUUCAGGUUGACCUACAAGAUAUCUUUUUGCUUUGGUUCUUAUGUUUUAUCAAUUUUGUUUUGUACGAAUUAUUGUACUGCUGCUAUUUAAAAGGUAUAUGUUUGAGGGUUCAUUUCUUUGGAAUGAUCGAGUAAUUGCCAACUGUUAAAAUCAUGAAAUAUAAUUGUCUGCACAAUUUAAUCUCUCAAUCAACGUAAAGCAGACCAUGUGCACAGCAACAGCUUUUCAAAGAAGUGGUGCUCCCAUUCUUGAAAAUGUUUCAUAAUUCUAAAGUCUGUCUUCCUUCAGUUGUAAAAUGACUUAUUAGCUAGGUGCAUUUGUUUCAAAUGUUGAGCUAAGCUUGUUCCUGUUUUAUUAGCAUACAGUAUCUGUACUGCCUUUGUGUCAUUAAAUAAUGGCUUAAUUAAAA